AUGAAGUUCGCGGUCGCUGCCAUCGUCUGCUCUAACCUCCUUGCCCUAGCCUCCGCCUCGCCAACGGCUCGCGCCGCCCCCGAGCCUGCAACCGUACCAGACUGUGGGUACUCGACCGUGCCACUCCUGCGCGCGUACUCAAAGUCGGCGACCGCCCACUUCUACACCACGAACGCGACCGAGAUGGCCGCCUUCAUCAACGGCGCUGACCACUACAUCUCCGAGGGCGUCGCUGCGCAGAUCCUGCCGUCCGACACCCAGGCCCCCAGCGCCGUCCCGCUGUUCCGGCUGUACGGCGCCAAGUCGACGGACUACUUCUACACGGCGAACACAACAGAGCGCGACGAAGUGCUCAACCGCGGCAACUACGUCAGUCAGGGCGUGGUGGGGUACGUGUAUCCGGACCAGGAGUGCGGCACGGUGCCACUGUAUCGCCUGCACCAGGAGCCGGACGAGGCGAACUUCAACUUCUACACGACCGACCAGGCGGAGGUAGACGACUUCGUGAACAUGCUCGGGUACAACAACGUGGGCGUCACGGGGUAUGUGAACCCCCAGUAG
Dichomitus squalens LYAD-421 SS1 is the source of this 561-nucleotide messenger RNA. RefSeq lists its product as uncharacterized. NCBI's taxonomy places the organism in Eukaryota, Fungi, Basidiomycota, Agaricomycetes, Polyporales, Polyporaceae. The record is from RefSeq and is a predicted model, not a curated record. The transcript has 2 exons. Bases 1 to 561 code for a protein of 186 amino acids.